Drosophila rhopaloa is the source of this 564-nucleotide messenger RNA. RefSeq names its product annexin A7. The coding region runs from base 6 to 500 and encodes 164 amino acids. NCBI's taxonomy places the organism in Eukaryota, Metazoa, Arthropoda, Insecta, Diptera, Drosophilidae. The transcript has 3 exons. The record is from RefSeq and is a predicted model, not a curated record.
ACGAAAUGUGGAAGUGGAACCAUGUUAUUAUACUUUUUUUCAUAUGGCCAACCAGUCAAGGACUUGAAAAUAAAACUCCUUCUAUCGAUUCAAAGUUGCCAAAGGAAGUACCCAAUUCGGAAACAUUCAGCAGCAACAAGGCCAAAAAUAAUAAUGAUGGGAGAUUGAAAUAUAAAACUGCACCCAUAAUUAAGUAUGUGUAUUAUCCCUACCCAUAUCCAAUGUAUCCUCAAUUCCCACCAAACGGAAACUAUCCGCCAAAAGGAAGCUAUCCACCAAACGGAAACUAUCCACCAAACGGAAAAAAUCCAAACCCAUGGAACCCUUGGGGACAAAAUGGAAUCAAUCCAUACCCACCGCCUAAAUUUCCUGCACCCUCCGGUUGGAAACCACCUGGACCGAUGGCUCCUCCAAACUCACCUUCUGGUUUACCCGCACAGCCAGGCGAGAAUUUAUCUCCACUGGAGAAUCAAAAUAUAUUUAAUAUUAAAACAGCUUAAUAAUAUCCCUGGCACCACCAGGAGCACAAUUUUCUAAAAUAAAGAUAAUUACUGUGUCCGAUAA